Molecule: messenger RNA, 891 nt
Organism: Pundamilia nyererei
Lineage: Eukaryota; Metazoa; Chordata; Actinopteri; Cichliformes; Cichlidae
Source: RefSeq, a predicted model, not a curated record
AGACUGAUAGCUUUCAUUACAGAUGUCUUCCCUUCACCCGUGGUGCCGUGGAAUCCAAAUGAUCACAACCACAACCAAACAGUUCUGAAUUUGGUUUACAUCAUCAUUCCCACCAUCCCCCUCAUACUGCUGCUGCUGACAGUGACAGGCGUCUGCUGCUUCAAGCUGAUUGUCCGACGGAGGAGGAAACAGCAGAAAUCCGAAGUAUGUCAAACAGACCCAGGACUGUGCCCAAGCCCAACUUCAACUGAUGUCUACAACGUCAUUCGUUCCCAGAAGGAUGACGACCUCGUGUCAGCUCGCCCGCAGACCAAGAACACCUCCUUUUUAUGCCCCUCCCCUGACACACCAACUGGUGACUACGAUAAUCUGGGGGGCCGGGACACAGAGAGCGGCUUUGUGACACUUGCAAGCACAGAGAGCUGUUUCCUAAACUUUGACCUCAACGACCUCAGCCUCGGGCGCCGUGGCACUCAUGACUUCUGCGACACCAGCUUGGGCCGCUCAGGGAAGAGGGACGUGAGUGGCAGCAGUUUGGGUCGCACGGGUCACAGAGAGUUCUACGACAAGAGUCUGGGUCGUCGUACAACGAAGAGCGAGCAUUUCGGCAGCAGCCUAUACAGGGACCACGGACUGUAUGAUGGCAGCACCACAGCGGGGAGUGACCUCUAUGAUCCCAAACUAAGACCUGGAGGUCACACACGAAAAGCUGACCUGUAUCAGACAUACUUCACCAAUGGAAAGGAAGACACUUACCGAACCAGCCUCGGAACCUACGGAAACCGAAAGUCCUACAACGCAAAUGUGGAUUGCUACAGAAAUGGGCUAAAUUUGGACGAUGGAAGAAGAUACUUCAACGAGCAUGAAUGGAUCAACAGGGAAAAUUACUGA